GAGCUCGUAUAAUUCUCAAGAUUCAAUAGUCGUGUAUAUAAUGGAAGAAACAAAGAAGCAAACUGAAACUGAUGAUAAUUUUAUCUUAGAUUUUAACAAAAUAGAUGAAUAUACCUCUCAACAUAAGCAAAAGAUUGCAACAAAUGAAAGACUUGGAACCGAAAAUGAAAACGUCAAGACGUUCACUUGUAAACAUUGUAAGGUCAUUUACGAUGAUAUAAAGACGUACCAAUGUCACAUGACUCUUGAAGAAAGACUGUACUAUUGUCAUCAUUGUAAGGAUUCAAAGCGGAUUACGAAACAAGAAUUGAUCGAUCACUGCAAACUGUUUGGAAUUCCGUUCAAUCAACCGAAAUUCUUUCGAAAUGCCAGGGUCAAAAAACCGCGAUCUCCACGUGUUAACAACGGACUAUUGUGUGAAAUAUGCGAUCGAGAGUAUAACGAAAAGAAAUCAUUAGAAGAACAUUACGCGGAAGCGCACAUAGAUCACUACAAAUGCGAGACGUGUGACGAAGGUUUUAAGAAACUCCUGGAAUAUGUUGUUCACAUAAAAGGUCACAGCAGCGAUAAUAACACAUUCAAUUGCACGCUUUGUCAAUACUCAACUCAAAAAAGCUGUUUAUUCAAGAUACAUCUACAAGCCAAUCAUGACAAAUUUAAAAAAUACACAUGCGACGUAUGUAGCAAGAAGUUCUCUGUUCACUCUCGGUUUCAAGAGCACAUGAACUUUCAUACCGGCGAGAAACCGUUUCAGUGUGAUUUUUGCGGCAAGAAUUUCAUGUACUCGAAGUAUCUUUCAUCACACAUUGCACAUUUUCACAAAGUGCGAUCCGAGGAAGAACUGAAGUGUACCAUUUGUGGCAUGCAAUGUACAACGUUCGUAACUCUGAUGGAUCAUAAACGGAGAAAACACCCGAAGGUCUUGCACGUUUGCGAGGUGUGCGGUAAAACGUUUAGUGAGAAAAUCGGACUCACGCUUCAUUCCGUUGUUCAUUCGAAUGAGAAGAUUUAUGGGUGCUCUUACUGUCCAAAGAAAUUUAGCAGGAAAUAUUGCGUGCCAGAACAUGAGCGAAUUCAUACGGGCGUUAAACCCUUUAAAUGUCCCGAAUGCGGCGAGGGAUUCGCUCAAAGGGGAACGAUGAAAAUACACUUGAGAAAACACACUGGCGAACGACCUUACGUUUGUUACAUGUGCAAUAAAAGUUUCGUGGCGAAAAGCGUUCUUCCUGGUCACUUCAAAAUUUGCAAAGGGAAGAAACAUACUAUGAAAUAAAUCUUUGUUUAAUACAUGCAAUUUAUAAUUACAUAGUUUUUAUAUGUUGAAUGUAGGCGUGAAUAUGAACAAGACUUAAAUAGUAGAUGUUAAGACAGUUAUGAUUUAUUUGUGACAUUAAAGUAGUUUCAAACUUAUAAACGUGUUUAACUUGAACAAAAUAAUUCGAAGUGGUCUGUGUUCCGUCGAAC
This is a messenger RNA of Agrilus planipennis (emerald ash borer), 1464 nucleotides long. Its product is annotated as zinc finger protein OZF-like. Gene Ontology annotation, biological process: regulation of transcription by RNA polymerase II. The transcript has a single exon. The coding region runs from base 41 to 1273 and encodes 410 amino acids. The record is from RefSeq and is a predicted model, not a curated record. Gene Ontology annotation, cellular component: nucleus. Lineage: Eukaryota; Metazoa; Arthropoda; Insecta; Coleoptera; Buprestidae. Gene Ontology annotation, molecular function: RNA polymerase II transcription regulatory region sequence-specific DNA binding; DNA-binding transcription factor activity, RNA polymerase II-specific.